UCGUGUAGAGCCCUUUGAAGCUGCAAUGAAACUGCAAUUUGGACCUUCAACCCGUUGGCAGCCAUUGAAGUCCACUAUAUGGAGAAAAAUCCUGAAAUGUUUUCCUCAAAAACCUUAAUUUCUUUUUGACCGAAGAAAGAAGGACGUAAUCUUGGAUGACAUGGGGGAGAGUAAAUUAUCAGGAAAAUUUAAUUCUGGUGUGAACUAAUCCUUCAAGUAGAAAAUCCUAUACGUAACGCACUAGGUGUGUUUGAGUGUAAGGGACCCGGGGCAGAUGUGAUGCUGUAUCCAGAGACGGCCUUAGCAAUUCAGAGGCCCGUGUUAAAAAAACAAAACAAAACAAAAACAAAAAAGUUGGAGGCCACCACCCCACCCUCAUGAGGGAAAAAAAAAAUACAAAAACCAUUGUAUGCACUGUGACUGCAAUUACUUUACCUGUUAUAUUUAAAAAUGUUAUAUCAUAUUUCACUCUUAAUAGUCUAUUUAUAAACUCUUUGUUACAAUCAUGACCGAAAACAAAAACGGCAUUCAAUUUUCGUCACUCUCUUAGUCCCUAAGCUAAAAUGACCCUAAUGUCAGGUGGCGGCAAAUCAUGGUCUUAAUGAAUGACUCAUUGAAUCAUUUAGUCAAACGAUUCGUUCAAAACAGCUGAUUCAUUCAGGGACAAAGCAAGUGAAUGGCUGAAUCCGAAAAUCGCAUACUUCUCUACUAUAUAGUAGGUGAAAAACAGUAUGUGACGAGUAGUAUGGCCGAUUUCACAGUACUCAUAAAUGACCUAAUUCUUCCAGCGAGAUUCUGAAGUGUGCCUACGAUGGACAUUUUACUAUCCCAUGAGGCCACAGGAGAGGAUUUGUGAAUUGCGGAGGCUGCAUCCGAAAACUUAGGCAGCAAACUUGUUGCCUCGCUGUCUUAUAGGCAAUGACUCUGCAGGCAGCGUUGCACGUGAAGGUACCUCACAAAACUGAUUUCAGACAGACUUCUGAGGCUGCAUAACGGUUUAAUGAUCUACACCAAAAUAGAUCAAGCUUUAGUGGAAACUAAGCGGAUAUUUAAUUACUACAUUAGUAAUUUCUCACUAGAAAUGACAUCAGAAGUAGAAAACAUUGGUCAAAAAUGUACAUUUGCACACAAACUGAACAAAAACCGCAACUUUCAGACGCCACCUUUCUUUUUGGAAGUGGAAUGCAUAGGAUUGUGGGAUAAUAAAGGCAGCGAAGAAUGAAUCAAUCAGAUGAAGGUAUCUCAGUAGACAGGAAGUGAAGCUAACAUUUGAUUUGGACGUGCCUUGAUGCCUUGAAUGCGUCCUCCGAUGGCAGCAUUUUUAAAUUUUCUGAUGCAGCCAGUGAAGUGACACAACUGACACUGGUAGGUCACAUGAUAAUGACAGCAUGGCGAAUGCAGUACAUUCAUACUAUAUAGAACAUACUUUUUUAGCGGUCACAAAGUAAGUACUUAUUCAAAAUAAGUACCUACUCGAGAGUAUGAGAUUUCGGAUGCAGCCACUGUCUCCACGAGUGAGUCGUUGAGUCAUUCAUAGACUGAUUCUUUCAAAAACGCGGAUACAUUGCGUAACGAAACUGAAACUGUUGUCAAUGGCUUCACUGUUUGGAACUAUUUUUAUUGGCAAAAUAGAGCAAAAACAGUCAAUACUGACACUAUUGUCUAAGUCACCUAUAACUACUUGUGUAUUGAACUGUUGUAUAAAACCAAUAUUACAUUAGCAAACGUGCUGCUGAUAUUCAGGAAAACAGCACUCUGGCUUGUAUGGUAUUGCUUAUAAAGAUUAAAAACAAGAACAUAAACAGAUUUUUUGCACCAUAUCUUGGAUUUUUAUAAAUUUUUGUGGCAUCUUUGCCCCAAGCCCCUAUUAAUUUCAGACCCAGGUGUGUGCGUGGCUUGAUUGAGGGGGGCGGGGCUCUUUUUCGAGUGCAAGCGGAGGCCUUUUCUGUUACUAGGCCCGUUUCCGGGUGAAAUGUAGCAAGGACCGCUACUGCAUAUGUCUACACUGUAACUCCAGACGAGAAGGUGACCAUAUAUUAUGUCUAAAACGGUUUCCCUCAGACAAGACGUAAAACUAGAUUCCACUGUUUAUGGGAGUCAGUCGGCAGAGAAUGACUGUUUAUGCAGCACUCUGACCCCAUGUAAAUGUUUUUUUUUCUACAGGUUUGUCUUGCAGUUUAUUUGACAUGGCUUCAAUGCAUUGCCACUUAAUCCCACAGAAUGACGUCAUGCGUCCCACUGACAAGUUGUCAGAGGUGAAAUGACAGGAAAAAGUGAGCUGUUGAAGGAAUGGAUAGCCACACUUGAAAUACUAAGCAGAAAUGACAUUUUUGGAUACUAAAUUUGUUUUAUUGUCCUUAGACGACUGAGCAUGAGCUCAUUUACCUUAUGGAACUCUUUACCCAAAAUGCCCCUAAAUCGAUUCAAGUUUUUGGACUACAAAACUCGAUAUUGGCUUUUUUCACAACCACAAUUAUUUAAACUGAACAAACAAGUCAAUAAAUAAAAACCUACAGAGUUUGAAAUCUUAGUGAAGUGUUUCGUUUUAGUGUACUAGUGAAAUAUUGGCAAAUAGAUCAAGUUUUUAGUUGCAUUGGCCUGCAACUUCUUUGCUCAUUGAGAUGGUGUGAGCAUAUGCGAAAUUGCUCCAUGCACACAUACUUCUAUGUUUCUUGUACAUUCUUGGUCUCAUCAGCUCCCCUCAUCCCUCUUGCUUGCCCACUGGCAGAUUUAUCAAGGGCUUUUGUCCAGGAGAGGUUCACGUUAGGGUCAGUGUACUCAGAGUGCACAUAACACUCAUUGAGACAGAAACCGAUCAUUUCGUUUAUGGUGUCCAAUCCCAUCUGCGUCAAUGCAAACUAAUCACCGUUCAGUCUGGUCUCUGAUGAAGUAAUGACUACAUUCGCCUGAUGUGGUUAACAUUAACAAAUUUGAUGAAUAGAUGCUUUUACAUUGGACUUUUCCUGUAAAUGCCAGUCUUGAUUUAUGGAGCCUGGUAAAAUCCUCUUGGCUUUCAGCUGUAUUUCUGCUGGUGUCUUUUCUUAAUGGGCAAAUCAGUGACAAAUGUGUCUUAUGUUGGACUGACGUGAGUUCCCACAGGGACCGACUGCUUUCUAACCAGAAAAUUCCCAGAUGUCAUUCACGUCUAGAAGUGUGUUAUUAUGAAAACCAAUCUUACUGUGCUAAAAUCUAGAACCUGAUUUCACCAAGUGCAACAUGUUCCUGGAUCAAUUUUCCAAUCAACCAAUUAGAUUUGAGGGACAAGUUUACAGUUUAUGUCAAGUUUAGGCUUACAACCAGGGUUAGGUGCUUCUACAUCAGUGUUAUUCACCUAUCUGUUAUCCACCCUCUGAUUUUAGGGAUAACUUAUGGGUAGGUUUAGGUUUAGGAGUAGGGAUAUGGUUAGGACUACAUUUUUAGACAGGAAUGUUGUUCCAGAAUCAACAAAAUAUGUUGACCCAGAAACGCUUCUAACUCCGCAAAAUCAGGACGUGCUGCUAAAACCUCUUGUGCAAGUGUGUGAGCUGCUGUAGUUACGCUAUUUCAGUGCAGUAUUACUAAAGCAAACAACACUUUUGCAACACCUAGGUAUUGAACGUCACGGUGUAACAUGUCUCAGACUGUUUGGGCUACUGAUAUGAUAAGUCAUGUUGCUCACAGAGGAAAUCUGGACUGUUUUUAAAGCAAUUGGAUGUUCACCUUGUGAAAAAAUCCCAUAGACUGACACCGAUGGGACAUAGCAACAUGCUAAAACAAACCCACUCAGAACACUUUAGCAGCUGCAUAGCAACGCUCUGGCAUUGUGUUGGCAAGUUUAGGCAUUUCUGUGUAUAAUAGGAUUAGAUUUUGUAUAUUCAGCCUUCUUGUUUUGAUCCAAGCCAAAGAGAUACAUUAAUAUAUAGUCAACUGUAAGUAAUUUGUAGGCUGAUUCCCCUGAUAAGUGUAAACACUCUGUGGUGCUAUUGUUCUGUUUGUUUGAGCAUCUCUACACAGCAAUAAUUGCUCGACGAAUGGUGUUUUGGGCAGAACUUUCUGUUUGUCUGACCAAUGUCAAAUGGAGGGACUGUUCAGGAAACCUGUUAGAAAACAGAUAUCAUGAUUUGCAACUUGCUAUUUACUUGCUAUUAGACAUUCUCAUUUUAGAGAACAUUGUACAAAGCUUUGGUUACACCCCUGAGUGCAAGAUGAGUCAUCAAUUUUCAAUGAAAAGAAAGACUACUGUAUACAUUUUUAAAGCAUAUAAGUCAGCUAAAACUUUCCCCAACUUUUAGGAGAUGGUCGAAAAGGCAACUCUCAUUUUUAUUUAAUGAGAUAAAUAAAACAAUAAAAUAAUAAUAAAAAAAAAAACAUUAAAUGUGAAUAAUUUAUUUCUACAGUGUGUAAAGCUCUGAAGCUUUAAAGUCCCCCUGUGGUGAAAAUGAAGUUUUUAAUGUUGUUUAUUUGUCUCUGUGGUGUUUUUAAUAUGCUUUAAGACAAACCAUGUGCAAAUUCAUAUGUCAACACCAUUGCUGAGUAUUUUUCUCUUUAAAACUGCAGUAAACCAAAGACAGUCUCAAAAGCGCGGUUUGAAAUCGCUGGUGUUUCUGACAUCAAAAACUACCUUGUAACCAAUCAUGUCAACGUUCCGGCGGGCUUUAGCAUAUCAUUAACUGACCGCGCAAGAGAGUCUCAAAAGAAGGUUAUCCCGGUAUAUUUUUCCUUUGAUAUGAAAAAUCGUGUAGAUUUACAAAUAUGGCGGGUGUAUGAUGUAUAUUACGAUGUUAUGAUGAACUAUAUGCCUUUCUCCACUGACGUUAAAGGUGUUCAAAGCGUUUCUAAGGAUACUGGUUGUUAGAAGGCAGCUGUCUGAGUCGUGAAUGUGAACGUGGUUUGUGUAACAUUAGCAACACAUUAUUAGCUGUUUGAUAACAGUCAAGCAAAACGCUAAUCAUAUUGAUUACCGUUAUGUGUCCGACGUUGUAAAAAAAAAAAAAAUGAUAUCAUUGUGCAGCGUUUACCUCAGUAAAAGUUGUCUGAGUGGAUCUCGUCUAAGCUCGUGCGUGGAGGCGGGGCUAAUUAUCAUAUUUAUAGAUCCGUGUAUAUUAAAUGAGGCAAGGAUGUAGAGUUACAUUCAAGCUAUUUUAAGGCAUUAAGAUUUUUUUUUUUUUUUUUUUCCCCCACAGGAAAACGUUUAAAUAUGUAAUUUUGGUGAUCAAAAAGGAGUUUUAAGGGAUAAAAUUAUUGACUACAGAGUGACUAAUAUCUGCACAGUUUGAAUCACUAAAUGGAAUCGUAAAAAUUAUGGCUUUGUCUGAAAUUGGAAGAAGGCAUUGUAGGUAUAUUCUUUUAAAUAAGUACUUCCUGAUCGUUAAAAGUAUGUUCUAUAUAGUAUAUGCAGUAAUGCAUCUGGAUGUACUAACAUUCGUCAUACAGUGUCAUUUGCGUUGCUUCACUGCCAUUCACAACUAGUAAUAUAGUAAUAUGUCCAGUGUACAUGUCCAGUGGUUAGUAAUAUGGAUAGUAAUAUGUCCAGUGGUUGCGCCUGCGAGCUCCAGAAUCUCACUGGAAGUAGUAUGUCAACUAAGUACCUACUAUCGAGUGCCUACUAUUUUACUAAUACUCUGAAUUCUGACAUGCUGUUUUUUUUUUUACUACUAUUUGCCUUGCUAGUAGAGAAGUAUGCCAAUUCAGAAGCACCCGAUGACUGUUUUCAAACAAGUUUCCCAAACACUCCCCUUCCUCUACCAUUGGAAAAACAAACAGAAAGCCCCACCCCAAAAUCACAACAUUGGCUGAGCUGUUGUCAGGCUGUUUGCACAAACAAACCGAGCAAUGUUUGGAUAGAGCCACAGAGAAGCGUUUACACUUUCCAGGAGAAGCAACCUACAAAUGACGCAGUUGUAUUACAAAGUUAAGUAUUUUCACAUGAAAUUCUUUAAGCAAAACAUCACUGAAAUUCCCACAUACAAACAGGAAUCCACAACUCCAGACAGCUAUAAACUAUUAGAUAAGUGCUUACUUAUGGAGUCAGUUAUUCAUAUAUGAACACAUCAACUUGGCCGUUACACAGGGGACCGUCUGUGAUCUCACAGGAGAAGAAAAAGAGAUAAACAGAGAGCACAGGAAAAAGAGCAAGACUGUUACAAGAGAGAGAAAGUGUGUGUGUGUAUACCCAUACAUGGAGAGGUGGGGGUGAAGAAUGGGAGGAGAGAGAGGAAGAAAAAAAGAGGAGGGGAAAGAGAGCAUGAAAGUGAGGUAUCUUGAUCCGUAGUGCACAUCUCCACAAACCCUGUCCUGCUGUCUACCAUCACAGCCAGAUGAUGUCAUCAGAGAUCUUUGUUCCUGGUUGGCUGCAGCAGCUGCUCGUCGUGCUGCUCAAGUUUACGCUGUCCUGCGCGGCCCCAGUGAACCUGAACAAUGGGACAGAGUGCAGCGCUCGAGGACCCGCCUCUUACAUCCUGGUGUUCACCGGCCACUGGAGUCCACAGACCUUCCCCAAACAGUAUCCCUUGUUCCGACCACCUGCUCAGUGGUCCAAGCUCAUGGCUGUGACCCAUAAUGAGCAGUACCGGCUGUGGCAGGAGGGGGCCCCAGCGAGCGAUGGCAUGAGGAGCUUUGCUGAGCAGGGGCUUACAGUGGAUCUGGUGAAGGAUGCGAAGGAGGCGAGGAAGAUGCGAGCAGUGGGGUCCAUGUACCGCACAGCUGGGAUUCCCUCAGGCAUCGGCCACAGCUCUACAGAACUGCUCUUGACGCCCAGGAGUCCUCUGCUGUCUCUGAUAGUGAAAGUGAUCCCCAGUCCAGACUGGUUUGUGGGGGUUGACAGUCUGAACCUGUGUGAGGGUGGGCAGUGGAAACAGGAAGUGACCUUUGACUUGCACCCAUUUGAUGCCGGCACAGAUAGCGGCUUCACUUUCUCCUCACCAAACUUUCCAACAACACCCCCUGAAAAUAUCACCAUGAUCACCUCUCAGAAGCCAAACCACCCGGCAAAUUCCUUCUAUUACCCUCGGCUAACAGAACUCCCGCCUCUGGCCACCAUCUGGGUGAAGCGUCAGGGCCGCUCACCUGUCCGUCAACAGAACCGGGUGUCCAAUCACAUCCUGCCUGAAGCAACCAAACCUCACAGAUUCUCAGAAACGCCGCUAGACUGCGAGGUGUCGAUGUGGUCGUCCUGGGGCCUGUGUCUGGGGCCGUGCUCUCGGGGCGGACUGCGCCAUCGCACCCGUUAUAUCCUGCUGAAACCCGCCAACAGUGGCACGCCGUGCCCCGAGCUGGAGGAACAAGAGGAGUGCACGCCGCACAACUGCCUCGCAUAUCAGUGAUGCCGGUCACACUGCUGGCAUAGACACUUCGACGCUGUCCAAACGGAGAGCCGAGUUUAACCUCAUGCCAAUGCUGAAUCACUGCCGCAGAAUGCGGGAGAGCCGCCUGGCUGGACGUCCAGUGAGCUGCAUUGGCUCCUCUCCUCACUGGAAAAGAACGGCUCGUAUUCUGUUAAUAGAGACUUUGAUUACGGGUGCUGUACUCACAAUAAUCUCAGUGUAUCUUUGCAUAAUCGCACAUUAUUUUGCCAAUAUAGAUUUGUGGAAUAGAUGACUUGCAGUUGCCCAACCACUGUUUUUUUAACAUAAUUACAUGAAUUAACAUAAGCCUUCCUCUUGAUCUCACAAACAGUAGCAACCUUUUUGAAGUAGCCUAGUUGGGUUUUUGAGUGAUUUGACAGAUGGUGCAGGCUGUAGAAGUCAACUGGUAGUUCAUUAGUAGUAAAAUAACACUUGAAGACACUUUGGCUCCUUUCUCAUACAGGCCUAAUGAUGUUCAAAAUGCAGUUUACAAUAUUAUCUUGUGAGGAAUCACACAGAAACAAACUGUCAUGUGUCAUUUAUCAAAUAAGGGACCGUAUAGAUGUUGUAUACACUACCGGUCAAAAGUUUGGAAUCAUAAAGAUGUUUUUGAAAGAAGUCUCUUAUGCUCACCAAGGCUGCAUUUAUUUUGUCAAAAAUACAGGAAAAACAGUAAUAUUGUGAAAUACUAUCAAAAUGUAAAAUAACUGUUUUCUAGUUUAAUAAAUUUUGUUUUAGCUGAAUUUUCAGAAUCAUUACUCAUGUCUUCAGUGUCACAUGAUCCUUCAGAAAUCAUUCUAAUAUGCUGAUUUACUGCUCAAGAAACAUUUCUUAUUAUUAUCAGUGUUGAAAAACAGUUGUGCUGCUUUAUAUUUUUGAUCCUUCGAUGAAUAGAAAGUUCAAAAGAACAGAAUUUAUUUGAAAUAGAAAUUUUUUGUAUCUUUAUUGUUACCUUUGAUCAAUUUAAUGCAUCCUUAAACUCUUGAAUGGUAAUGUAUCAGUUUCCUCACAAAUAUGAAGCAGCACAACUGUUUUCAACAUUGAUAAUUAUAAGAAAUGUUCCUUGAGCAGCAAAUCAGCAUAUUAGAGUGAUAUCUGAAGGAUCAUGUGAUGCUGACGACUGGAGUAAUGAUGCCGAAAAUUCAUAUAUUUUAAGAUAUAUUGACAGAAAACAUUUUAAAUUGUAAUAAUUUUUCACAAUAUUACUGUUUUAUUUUUGAUCAAAUAAAUGCAGCCUUGGUGAGAAUAAAAAUUUUCAAAAACUUUCAAAAAAUUUUGACCGAUAAUGUAUGUUGCAUUUUAUGUUUCUUCUAAUAAUAAACUAUGAAAUUCUCUCUCAAA
Molecule: messenger RNA, 8663 nt
Organism: Ctenopharyngodon idella (grass carp)
Lineage: Eukaryota; Metazoa; Chordata; Actinopteri; Cypriniformes; Xenocyprididae
Gene: spon2a
Product: spondin 2a, extracellular matrix protein
Exons: 6
Coding region: 6297-7301 (334 amino acids)
Biological process (GO): cell adhesion
Cellular component (GO): extracellular matrix
Source: RefSeq, a predicted model, not a curated record